AUGAGCGCCUCGCUGCCCACCAGCCAACAUGGCGGACUUUGAUACCAUUUAUGAGUUAGAGGAUGACGACGACGAACGCGUAGUCAUCGAGGAACACUUAUCCAGAUACUUCCCGGAGCCUGUGGUGAUGCGCGGGGCCGGCCACAUCACAGUGUUUGGGCUGAGCAACCGCUUUGAUACAGAGUUCCCCUCCGUUCUCACGGGAAAGGUGGCGCCGGAGGAGUUCCGCACCAGCGUGGGCCGUGUCAACGCCUGCCUGAAGAAGAACUUGCCGGUGAACGUCAAGUGGCUCCUGUGCGGCUGCUUGUGCUGCUGUUGCACGGCCGGGUGCAGCCUGUGGCCCGUCAUCUGCCUCAACAAGCGGACAAGACGCUCCAUUCACAAGCUGCUGGAGUGGGAGAAUAACAGAUUGUACCACAAGCUGGGCCUGCACUGGAAGCUGAGCAAAAGAAAGUGUGAGAGCAGCAACAUGAUGGAAUAUGUGAUUCUUAUAGAAUUCUUACCCAAGUAUCCCAUAUUGAGACCCGACUGAGGACCGCGGCCCCCUCCUCUUCUCUUCAGUGCCUUGUGGGAAGGAACUUGCAACACUGUCACUUUUUGCUUGGGAGCGCAUUUUGCACAUUUUCUCCAGUCCACUCCUCUACCCCCACCCCCCCCAAUGCAACCCUCCGCCUUGCGCUUCCACGUCAGAGGAAGAAGCAGCAUCAACCUGGACGUCACCUUUUGUGUUUUUCCCUCUUUUAUGUGGAAGACACGCUUGAAGUUUGCCCAAAGCGGAAAAGCCAGGGGGUGUCCAAGGUGGGGGCGCUUUGAGGAAUUGGGAGAAUAAAAUGAAAGAGGACCCACGUGAAAAUAUUACAAAGGAGGUUUGCUGCCGCACUAAAAGGAAAAAAAGGUUUCCUGCAUGCGGUUCUUGGUGGUGGAGGAAAAGUUUGGACGCCCCUGGCCAAAACGUCCAAUGCUCGUCGUCAUCAUCAUCAUCAUCAUCAUCAUCAUCACCAUUACCCUCCCGUCUUUCCUUCCUGUGUAGACUUGACGUGUUGUUCUUGUGAACUCUUAUCAUCCAUGUGCAUUGUUUACAUCCCGUACUCCACUUAGUAGCUGAGAUGAGCUGUACUGCAGUGGGACCUGUUUACCCCCCAAGCCAUAAAUACAGUAUGUACACUGUACAGUACACGCUGUAGUACAGCCUUUCAUAUGUAUGUACACUGUACAGUACACGCUGUAGUACAGCCUUUCAUAUGUAUGUACACUGUACAGUACACGCUGUAGUACAGCCUUUCAUAUGCCACAGUUGGGCCUGAUGGCGCCAGUGUUUUUGCCAAUAACUUUGAGCCACGCCCACUAAAGUAUUUUUGUGCAAGAUUGGAAGCGUGCACGCGCGCUCAUUUCACGAUUUUUAUUUAUUUCACCUGUUUUUAUUGAGCCCAACAGUGGGAUUUGUUAAAGGAGCACAUGGUUGCUUUGUUUGAGUCCAGUGUCGCCACAUCCGUUUGUACUUCGAGUGCCUCUCCCAUACUUCAACCACACCUCCUCCUUUUCCUCCUCCUCCCUUCCUCACUGCUUGUCAAUGUUUGUCAAAAAAUAAAAAAAAGACCAAAUCCCUACAAAGAAAUAAACUCAUUUGGACUUUUGUCAGCUUGUCUUCCCUUCACUGCUCCUUUUUCCACUCGGCUCCCGUGUGCACCUCAUCCGAACCCUGACAGGACGCCAUGGAGGGAAAACAACCCAGCAGCC
Dunckerocampus dactyliophorus (ringed pipefish) is the source of this 1737-nucleotide messenger RNA. It is a transcript of the gene chic1, whose product is annotated as cysteine-rich hydrophobic domain 1. The transcript is spliced from 6 exons. Lineage: Eukaryota; Metazoa; Chordata; Actinopteri; Syngnathiformes; Syngnathidae. The record is from RefSeq and is a predicted model, not a curated record. The coding region runs from base 29 to 532 and encodes 167 amino acids.